AUGGAACAGGUAUGGUUACUGCUCCUGCUGACGAUUAAAGUGCUUUCAGUGACUGCUCAGUUCAAUGGAUACAACUGUGAUGCUAACCUCCAUAGCAGGUUUCCUGCUGAACGAGAUAUCAAUGUUUUCUGUGGAGUACAGACAAUUACUAUGAAGAUAAAUUUUUGCACAGUUCUUUUCUCUGGUUAUUCUGAGACAGAUCUGGCACUGAAUGGGAAACAUGGGGAUGCCCACUGCAGGGGUUUCAUCAAUAACAACACCUUUCCAGCAGUGGUCAUUUUCAUAAUCAAUUUGAGUACUUUGGAAUCCUGUGGAAACACUUUAGUGGUGUCCUCAGCUCGAGGUAUCAAUGCUUAUGGAAAUACCUCAGUGGUACAGAUAGGUAAUGUUUCAGGCUAUAUUGAUACACCAGACCCACCAACGAUUAUCAGCUAUCUGCCUGGGCUUCUGUACAAAUUUAGUUGUAGCUAUCCUCUGGAGUACUUGGUUAACAACACUCAGCUUGCUUCGUCAUCAGCUGCUAUUUCUGUGAGAGAGAACAAUGGUACCUUUAUCAGCACUUUGAAUUUGUUGCUUUACAAUGAUUCGACCUACAGCCAGCAGCUUCUUAUUCCAAGUACAGGUUUACCUUUGAAAACCAAAAUAUAUGCAGCUGUAAGAGCAACCAACCUUGAUGGCAGGUGGAAUGUUUUGAUGGACUACUGCUACACCACACCAUCUGGUAAUCCCAGCGAUGAUCUUCGAUAUGAUCUCUUUUUCAGCUGUGACAAGGACCCACAGACGACUAUAAUUGAAAAUGGCAAGAGCCAAAUGGGCCGGUUUUCCUUUGAGGUGUUUCGCUUUGUGAAGCACAAGAACCAGAAGAUGUCUACGGUCUUCCUUCACUGCGUGACAAAGCUGUGCAGAGCAGACGACUGUCCCUUUCUUGUGCCCAUUUGCAGUAACAGAGAAAGAAGAGAUGUUGGUGGGAGGACAACUUGGAGCCCUCAGAGCACCUCUGGCAAUGCUGUGAUCUCUGCUGGCCCAAUCAUUACGAGAAGUGAUGAGACGCCAACCAACAAUUCACAGCUUGGUCAUCUAAAUGGACCUCCUUUCCAGCUGAACUCAGUCACCAGUGCACUGAUUGCAGGCAUUGUGUUCCUAGGAAUCACAAGCAUUUUCUUUUUUGUAUGCUCCCUAACUCUUCUGCACAGAAAGUGGCCCAACAGUUCAGUCUUGAGUGGCAUCCGAAACCCAGUUUUCAACUGA
This is a messenger RNA of Apaloderma vittatum (bar-tailed trogon), 1248 nucleotides long. RefSeq names its product zona pellucida-like domain containing 1 (gene ZPLD1). The record is from RefSeq and is a predicted model, not a curated record. NCBI's taxonomy places the organism in Eukaryota, Metazoa, Chordata, Aves, Trogoniformes, Trogonidae. Gene Ontology annotation, cellular component: cell surface. The coding region runs from base 1 to 1248 and encodes 415 amino acids. The transcript is spliced from 10 exons.